Molecule: messenger RNA, 1086 nt
Organism: Strongylus vulgaris
Lineage: Eukaryota; Metazoa; Nematoda; Chromadorea; Rhabditida; Strongylidae
Source: the annotation of a GenBank genome assembly
AUGCUAUUAACUGGUACUCUUGAAGUCACAACAACAGUGCAGAUACCUUCCGCUGCUACGUCAGUGUCUCGGCUGAUUGAAGAAUUGAAGCUGCAAUCAGCGGAAGAAGCACAUGCGUUUAUUGGUGUUACCACAUGCAAAGAAGUUGUUCAAAAAACGGUGACAAUUCGUCUUCCUGCGGAAGAUGAAGCGGAACUUCAACAAGAAAUAGUAAGUCAUCCUCAAAAUACCAAAUGGAAGGAUCUUAAGGAGAGCGUAACUCUUACGUGCACGACUAAGAAAGACAUAGAACACGCUUCAUGGUUUAAGAAUGGAAUGAAAGUCGAAACAAGCGAAUUUAUUUCUAUUGUAACUGAGAGAAAUGAAACCAAAAUCUCAUUAAAGCAGUUCAAUCCUUACUAUAUUGGAGUUUACCAUGUAGUCGUUGAUAAUAUUGGAAGCCAGCCAGCGCGAGUUUCCGCAAAUGUCGCGCCGAUCAUAGAAAGCAAACUGCCAUCAAAGAUUGUCCAUAAGAUUGGAAGGCCGCUGGAUCUGCAAUUAACAUAUGCUGCCUAUCCCGCUCCUCAUGUGAAACUACAUCACGAAAAUAGUGCCAUCACUCUUCUAGCAGAUAUUGACCAAUAUGAGGAUUCACUGUCAAUCAGAAUCAAAGAUCUAAGGAAAGAAGACGAUGGACUUGUGAGCAUUUUGCUUUCAAACGAACAUGGAAAGACCGAAACUUCCUUUGUUUUGCAACUUGUUGACACCCCGUUAGCCCCGCAAGAUGCUCAUAUCGUUGAGCUUACACCCACAACUGUAACAAUGGAAUGGAGCAGCCCGGACAUUGAUGAAAGUGACAUCAUUCACUAUAUUGUAGAAAGAAGAAUGGCGGAAAGCAGAAGGUGGCGAAAAAUGACAAAAACUGCAAAAAAAGUGUACAAGUGCACUGAUCUCGUACCAAACGAAUUCUACGCCUUUAGAAUACUAGCGGUCAACUCAUAUGGAGAAGGACUGCCUAGUAAUGUUUUAGAAGCUGAUAUGCCUCCCGAGACUGAAGAGGACAUCUUACCCGCCGCAAUAACUACAGAGGAUGAAGUAGAAGAGAAA